AUGAAUAAUUUAAGUAUGGGAUUAGAUACAAUGAACGAUGGUGAUGAUACAUUUUAUUCUGUUAAUGAUGGUAUUGAAGAAGUUCUUAAGGAUGAUGGUUGUGAAACGAAUAUUUGUAAUCUUGUAUCGUUUUUUGAUUCGGUUAACACCGGCGAAAGCUUUUCCGAAUUGUUGUUGAUUAUGAAACGAUCGUACUUACAGCUUAUUUUGGAAUUACGUGAAGAGUAUUUACUGCCACAGGGUGUUACAAAUAUCAUUUCUACGUAUAUUGUAACGCUUUUUCGUCACUUAGAAAUUUUAUUGAAUAAAAAAGCAGUUCUUCCAUCUACAGAUAUUUAUUCAUCUUCAACAUCAACAUUACCAAAACAGAAUAAAAAGAUUAUUGAAAUUUGCCAACUGCAUGAAACAUUGAAUGGUUUAUCUAAUAUGAUCGAAUCAAAUUCUAAAAACAAUAAUCAAUUCAUUAAAAAUUGUGAGAAAUAUUUCGAUUUUAAUUCACCAGAAUAA
Messenger RNA from Rotaria socialis, 507 nucleotides. The record is from the annotation of a GenBank genome assembly. Lineage: Eukaryota; Metazoa; Rotifera; Eurotatoria; Philodinida; Philodinidae.